AAAAUAGUAGCCCGGUAAAUUACAUUAAAUGACACUGAAUUACCACUGGGAGGAAGGUGAUGACGGACUUUGGGUAGUUUACCGGUGCCGUGGCAUUGCAAAUGGUUAAAAAAUAAAGGGAGGAGCGACGGCAGAGAGGGAGCUUUUAUUGAAACUCUUAUGUGUCAUUUCGACGCACGACAGCACUAACUACACGUGAUGGAUAUGCCCACUUUCCCAAUGGAAAGGUAAAGGGACCGGAUUGCGGAGAAGUCCUGGGAGCAAACAGGACAUCUGAUCGCCACAUAUAUUCCAGUGCAGUCCAGAAGGUGGGGGUUUGAUUUAAUUAAGGAUUGAGCUAUUUGGACUUAAAACCAUCGGAUUCCAGUAUCCUACAGUGGAACAGAGGAUGUUCCUAUGUAACCCAACCUCUAUGUUCACCUGAAAACAUGUUCUGGGUGGACCUGAAACCCGAAAGCACCGGAGGAAUAUCAUAACUACGCACCGCACCCGGACGGUGUGGGGUACAGCUGAGAUCCCCUCUGACGAAUUUGCCCCUCCAGGAUAACUCCAAGACACUGAAGGCAGGGGGUGGGGGGGGGGGGCACCACUGUCGAGACUCCCAGCAUGAGGACGGCGGACUCCUGGGCAGGCGUGUGACCCCUGCAGGCCUGAGGAGGAAGUGCACCCCGCAGUCGGCAGCAUGGUGAUGUCACAGGGCACCUAUACCUUCCUGGCAUGCUUUGCCGGGUUCUGGCUGGUGUGGGCCUUCAUCGUGGUGCUCUGCUGCUUCUGCGGCGUCCUGCAGCGGCGACUGAAGCGGCGCCGUGAGGAGCGACAGCGGGAGCGCUGCCUGCGCACGCUGGAGAUGGAGCCCCUGGAGUGCCGUGCGGAGCCCCCCCAGUUUGGCCCACCCCAGAUCCUGCCGGUGCCUGUGCCGGUCCCCCACUCCAUGGUGCCUAGCACCUGGUCCAGCCCUCAAGAAGCAGAUGUUUUUGGGAAGCCGCCGUGUUACGAGGAGGCCGUGCAGAUGGAGGACCCCCCUCCCCCAUACAGCGAGGUCCUGGCCGACAGCCGGGGAGGGACGUACACCAAACCGCCGUCCGGGACGUCCCGGAAGCCCCAGGACUCGGAGACGAGCAAGGCGGCGCCGGACGUGGCAUUCCCGGAGCGCGGCUACUCCACCCUCAUCCACCUGCCGGCUCAUGUGCACGAGCGCUGGGACUCCCUGGGCCGCAUGCUGUCCACCAUGGACCUGAACUGCAGUAACCAGGCCUCUGAGGCCCAAGCCUCGGCCUACACCACCCUACCCCGGGGAGGGCGGACCAACGUGGAGCUGGGGCUUCACCGACCCCGGCUGGACGACACCUGUGCCCUGCCCACCGCCUUCCCCGUGUUCGGCAGGAGCACUGCCGUUUAAGUCAACUCCCCUCCCUUCAAGACUGCCGCUCGCUGUUUAUUUUCAGCUCCGGCCUCCUGAAAGGUGUGAGCACAUCUCAGCGUUCUCCUGGAAACGCUGCCUCAACAUGGCGAGAAAGGGGCGGGGAGGGAGCCGCCGGAAGCGGGACUCAUCGCCGGUGCGUCGUCCCGACGACGAGCAUCCUUUACGGCCUGCUCCCGUUGCCAUGGCGCCAAACGCACUUAGUGUAACGACUAACUAUUCGAAAACUGGCACCUGGAAGCGCUGACCUCAUAGGGCCUGCAGGUUUGCUGCAAGUUUUUGCCGUGAAUAUCAAUGGCUCACUGGUUUUUCUGGGCUGUUUAAUAUCUUCAAGGGCCUGAUUUGUUUAUUUUUCCUGUUUUUAUUUUCCCCAGAGGACAUCUGACUCGAGUGACUGUGGAGUGUCAGUCAGCAUAUUGCUCGCUGUGAGAACUGAAGGCCACGCUUCUCCACAGCCACAUUCCUUCCAGUAAUCAAGCUGAUCUUUAUUUAUUUAUUCAUUUUUAGAAAAAGAAGUAGCUGACAGUGAGUGCUUUUUACAUUCUUUUUUUUCCAUCCAUGUCUAUAAUACCUCUGAAGAUUUUGUCUGGUGACUGCAUGGAUUAUAAUUAAUGAAGUUAACCCAUGCCAAGUUUCUUCUUGUUGCUCAACAAAUGACCGUCGAGGGUGACUUUUAUUUUGUCCUAAAAAAGAUCCAUAGCGGGGAACUCACUAUAUUUAACCUGCUUCUAAUAUUGCUGUUCAGGAAACAGAUUUACCUUUACUUUUUGUAUGUGUGGUGGAGAUCUCAGCCUUACAUUGCCAUGGGAUUCGAAGGACCAGUUGACCUGUUUGGGAAUUAUACGGGAUUUUGCCAGUCCUACCUGGUGUGGGUUUUCACAUUGAAGGAGAGGGUGUAGAUGGGAUCCCUCACUCUUGUUGGAAUAGAUCCACUCACACUGCUGACUCAUUUCCUAGGAUCUAGUCCCCCCAAUGUACUGAAUGAAGACUGAUUUAGAACCUGUAAAGUGUGUCUUUCAGUAGUGAUUUUUCCAAAUGAUUUCUGUGUGUCAUUUUAUUUUCGUAUUCAUUCCCGUGUUAAGAACGAAGAGCCUCAACUAUAUUCCAGAAAUCCACUGUGGUCAUCUAAAGCAACAUUUUUACCAAAAUGGGCAAUUAUGAGUGAAUUAUAUUAACGUAUUUUUUUAAAGAGCGACUAUCACGCGGCUUUAAGUGCUCUGACAGCUUCCCACUAUCAGAUUUUUGUAUUGCACUCAUCUGUGGUUCUGCAUGUGCAAUGUGAAAUAGACUAUUUAUUCUAUUGGUUUUUUUGUUUUUUAAUGAAUGGUUUUAGCCAGUGAGUGCGUGGCAAGCUUCGCCUCGCUUAAUGCAGCGCCGUGUGCUGGUUUAGAGAAGUUUUCAAAUCGGUGAAUUUAUUUGUUUUACCUCGAUAUUAUUUGUUUUACCAGUUCGCGUGCCACAGCUUUAUAUGAAGACAAUCGCUUUUAGCCCGUUUGCUGUUUCGUUAUACAGCGUUUAUCUUCUUUUUUUACGCAUAUAUUUUUAUAUAAAUGGCUGCAGCAUUUGAUUUUGCUUGGGGACGCAUCACAUCUCCCCCUUCGAUUUCAGCGCAGCGGAAGUGCUUCUCGCGCCAUAAAGGACGGACUCUAUCGGCGUCCCGCUCGCGGUCUAUCUCGUCACAGAUGUUGCCUGGCAACAUAGCGGCAGUGCGACCCGCCGGCUUCGAUGGGAGCCGUGAAGACGCUCUUUCGGCGAAGAUGUGUAGGGUGGGAGAGUCACGGGCGGGUUUUACCGUGCCAAAAUGUUUACUAGGAACACUGGUACUGCUUUUCCAUUUGGAUUUUCUCAAACGUAGAGUCAGAUGCAAGAUAAAUGCAUUUUUAUAUUUGUAUAUAAGCAGCGAAUUUUAAACUGUGUUCAGACGUAACAGGUGACCUAGAAGGGCAAAGUGACGUCAUAGCCGAAACGGCAUGACUUUUACUGUCUCAUAAUCCAUCACCGCGUCGAAUCACACGAACCGUGAAGCCGAUGCUGUUUUACAGGUGCUCUGUGCGUGAUCUGUGACACAUCGUGUGGUCAGCUGUAGGUUCCAUAGCCAUGAAUAACGUACUAUGUUGACAAGAAACCUCCUUGGGCCAGGCCUGUAAAGUGCAUACUCUGUGCCAGAGUCUCUCAUAAUAAAAGACUAUAUAAAUAAA
Molecule: messenger RNA, 3618 nt
Organism: Paramormyrops kingsleyae
Lineage: Eukaryota; Metazoa; Chordata; Actinopteri; Osteoglossiformes; Mormyridae
Product: proline-rich protein 7-like
Source: RefSeq, a predicted model, not a curated record